AUGGCAACACAGUUGAACACGUCUUAUGAACCAAUAGAUGAAUCCAAUCUGUCGGGGGAGACUGGGGAAAUCUACCUGUUCCAAUGGUUAGCGUCCACAGAGAAAGUCGUCAAGCAGGUAAACCUGGAGGAUCUCAAGGCUUUGCAGCAGGAGCUGGAGGCCACGCUCGUAAAGGUCGUUAGCGCACCCGAGCCGUUCCAGUCUCCCGGUCGUCCAAUCAGAAAUCUUGUCGCGCAAUGCCUGAUUGCAUUGUAUACCCGCGGGGAGACGAAAACUAUGUUCGAUACUCUGCAAGCAUUCUUGAAGAUUGUUGGGGAGCCAAAAUCGAACUACAAGGAGUCUAGCAAGAUUGCUGCUAUGCAUUGUAUCGGAGAGCUCAUGGGAACAUUCGGAAGUCAGGUCAUGUCACUUAUGGUAGAGAUUGUUACAGUCGCUCUGAGGCUAUACAAAUCUACGUCCAAUCCAAUAAUCCUGCGGUAUCAUGCUGUGUCAACUUUGGAGAAGGCACUAUUAACAGCAAAGCGGGCCGUCACUGAUUCUUUAUCCAAGGACAUUAUAAAGCAAAUGCGGUAUGCUUUGAGCGACAAGGCACUACCUAUCCAACGUGCAGCAUGUAAUGUGCUGAUCUUGAUGUAUCCCUCAGAUGAAGUUUCCAAAUUGACUACUGAUGUAGAAUCUUUGGUCACGAUUUGUACGAAGAGUCUCGAAGGCUCCGACCAAGUCACGCGGAGGUCGUUGGCUAAGCUCGUUGCGCACUUACUAUCAACUACUCAAGUAGAGCGCGCUGUUAUUAUAGCGGAUACGACUAAGAAGGGCAAGAAAGGUCAGGGCUUAAAUGAGGACAGCGAAGAUAUCGUUCCAGGGUUGCAUAUCGCGAAUGAAGAGCUCAAACCGAUCAUGACACCGAGCGAGAUGCUCUCCCAACUCUCGACCCAGUUCAAUCGUCCACAGGCAUCGCGAAAAACGCGCGUGGGUCUAUUUGACUUCUACAUCGCCUUACUGGCCAUGCUGGGCCCGAUAUUCGUCGAGAACAAUUAUGGUCUUAUCGUUAGUCAUCUUAUGAGCGAGAUUGUGUCAAACCCACGCAAUUCGGCGAUAGAAAUACUGCUACGAGACCUUGUCGGGGUACGUAUGCUCGGAGAACAAGCACAAAUUGCAGCGAUCCAGGAACUCUCGAGGAGCUAUCUAAAGAGGUGGCCCGCGAUGAUGCCAGGUCAAACGGCUCCAAACUCGCUGUGCCUAGUAGUUGCCUUGAGAGAGGUGGCUGGAUUGCUCCAACAACUCGGGAAUGCUCCUCCCCCAGUUCAGGAUGCUCUUGUUGACCCAUUGCUGACACUCCUCUCCCAUCCAAAUCAUACCAUUCGAGUGAAUACUGCUCGUGUCCUUCGAUGCUUCUGCUACUCAACACCACUCCGCCUACCGAAAGUCCUUCUGAGCGUCGUAGAGAUGCUUCAGCGCGAUAUAUCUACGCUGACUACCCCUACCGCACCGCCUGACAUUCACACACGUUCUCUAGGACAUGCCUACGGACUUGCUGCGCUGCUAGUUGUCAUCCCUGAGCGGCCCCUAUACGUCUCGUACGACAUCAGCGCAAGGGUCUUUGAUAUGGCAGUGCAGCUGCUCAAACGCGCAGGAGAGCAUGAGGUGAAGAUUGCUCGAACUGAGGUCGAGAUAGCAUGGACAUCCAUUGCAUCGUUGAUGACGCUGGGUCCUAAUUUCGUGCGGUCUCACCUUCCACAGCUACUAGUUCUAUGGCGCAACGCGCUUCCGAAGCCAACUUCGAAGGAUGCAGCAACGGCAAGAAGUCCCUCGGAAUGGAUGUUUCUGCUGCAUCUGCGCGAGAGUGCAUUGGGUGCAAUAUAUUGUUUCUUGAAGUACAACACACCAACGCUUAUCACUCCGGAUGUUACGCGACGUAUUGCAUCUCUUCUGAGUAAUGCGUUGCAAUUCACGAAUACGUUCCAUUCGAGGCGAGUCGAGGACAAUGCGGAACAACCGAUGACAGAAGUCAAGGAGCUAUCAAUCGAAGGUCGUGAAGCACUACUUCUAACGCGGAUUUUCUCGUGUUUUUCGCUUCUCGGAAACGCCGUUGUCACAGAUUCUACUCAAUCUGCUUUAUUGCACUCAGCAGUAGCCCUAUUUGCUAGUCCGGAGGGCUAUGUGGGGUCCUCCGUACAAGCUGCAAUCGCCUCUUCAACCGGGGCCUUCACUUCUAUCUGGCAAACUGUCGAUGGUUAUGCUUAUGGGGUCUCGGAUUUGCGAAUUGACGAGGGCUCCAAAGUUGAAUUGAACCGUGAUAGCAUUGACAUUUCUAUUGAUGAAUUGUGCCAAAAACCUAUUCUCAGAUCCUGUUCGCACGAUCCACUAUUUCUCUGUCAAAGAAUCACGGAAAGCAGAUAUCAAUGGACCGAGCCUCCGCCGCCUGCUACCGCUGCCGUCAACGCUGCUAUACAAUUAUUUGCUCAAUUUCUCCCAUUACAAGAUCUUUCAUUAGCAACUCGCUCAUUGGCUCAGUUAAUGGAGACGCUAGGUUCUGCGAAAAUGGAGAAGAAUUCAGGCAGACGGGCAGCGGCCACGGUAAAUGCAGCGCUGGCGCUAGUAUUUGCUUUGCGUCAGGUCACAACGCCGCGAUCAAGACACGUGUUUGGAAGUUCCCAAGUCACAUCUCUACUUUCAACCUUCUUAAAGGACGUACUCGUUGAUGGAGAUGUAGUUCUCCGCAGAGGAAGUAGCGAAGCCAUCGGCCGUUUAGCAAGUAUCGCAGGGACAAACUUCCUUACUAAUCAGGCUAAAAUAUUAGUUGAUCAAGUCGUCAGCAACCGUGAUCCACAUGGACGCGCUGGAUGUGCUUUGGCGUUCGGAGAAAUUCACGCUCAUGUAGGAGGCCUCGCGGCGGGCCCGCUCCUGAAGACCACUAUUCAUGUCCUCAUGUCUCUUAUAAACGACCCACAUCCUGUUGUUCACUAUUGGGCUCUCACUGCUCUCGCCCGUGUUAUCGAAGCAACAAGUUUAGCAUAUGCGCCAUACGUUCCAAGUACUCUGGGCUUGCUCUUCAAAGUCUACAUGAUGGAGUCCCAUGAGCCCGAAGGUGGAGCCCUCAAUCACGUCAACAUUAGUGGCGAUUUACCUGCCUAUCAAGUUGUCUGUCAGAAUAUCGAUGCCGCUAUCACUGUUUUGGGCCCGGAUAUACAAGAUUCUACUCGAUCCAGGACGCUUGUUCUCGACCUCGUACAUCGAUUUAUUAAUGAGGAUGAUGAUGGCAUCUGCGUAGAAGCGAUCAACUGCAUGCAGCACUUCCUGAUGUUCGCCCCAGAGUUUGUAGAAAUUCCGACAUUAGUGACCCGAUUCAGGAAGUAUCUCUCCUCCUCCCGCAGACCUCUCAAAUUAGCAUCCAUCAACGCAUUGUAUCAGCUCGUUCAAAAGGACGCGUUUGCGAUGUCGAGACUUGGUGGCGAUCAGCUUGUAGAAGAACUCUUUGCCAUGCUUGAUGACGACUCUUCUGUUGAUGGUGUUCGUAAUGUUAUCGACAGUUGGCUACAACAAACUGUCGUACAUAAUCCCUCAGCAUGGAUUGAUCUUUGCCAACGUAUCAUGUCGCGGACCACCGCGUCACAGCAGGCCACCGAUGCAGCCGCGAAGCGAGGAGAUCUCCUAGAUGAUGAAGGUCAGUCUCUGAGCGUGGGUGUCAAUCAAGAUGCUUCUGUCGCGGGUAGUGCCCGUCAAACUUCUCGAUGGAGGACCCAGCUAUUUGCAUUACAGUGCUUGCACAAUAUUUGUACAAUUGUGGGCCGCUCGGGAAGACGGGAACACUUGGAUAUAGCUUUUGCACGCAGUCAGGGCCUUCCUAUUUCUGGCCUUUUAGUGUCUCGAGUUCCAGAUCUUAUCAAAAUUGCAUUCACGGCCUCUGCUGCUCAUGUAACAGAGAUAAGGCAAGAGGGUCUUACAGUACUGCGAGACGUCAUUGAGAUAUUCUCCAAGUCUCCGGAUCCAGAUUACGACGAUUCCUUGCUGCUCGAACAGCAUCAAGCACCUAUCACGGCGGCCCUGACACCGGCUUUCUCAGCAGAUUCCACGCCUGAGAUAUUGGCGGCCGCUAUCGGCGCGUGUGCAGUAUUUGUUGGAUGCGGAGUAGUCAAAGAUGUACAGAGAAUGGGACGCAUCCUGAAAUUGUUGAGCUCAGCUUUAGAGCAACUGAAGGAAUCAGGCAUGUUGACAUUAGGAGAUGCGGUGGAGCUCAGUCCAAAUGCGUCCGUGAUGCUAAGGAUAGCCACCCUCUCUGCAUGGGCUGAGCUGCAUGUCGCCAGCAAUCGACAGAUGUAUCUGGCUGACGUCGUCAAACCAUACGGACCCAGUCUAGCCACGUUGUGGGUUGCUGCACUGCGCGAUUACGCUAGCAUACGAGCUGAUGCAGAAGUUCUUGACGAGUCUUUGGCUGGAUCGUUGGAUUCUUCAUACUCAAACUUAGGAAAGGAGGUCCUUCUUCCAUACUAUUCAGAAUCCUGGCCGGUGAUUUUGCAAGCUGUCGCCACGGCUAUGCACGCGGGAGACUCAAACAUGCUAGCUGCUAUGGACGGUCGCGAAGCGGGUUCUCCUGUACAAGUGACUACUCGAGAAGAGCCCACGGCGUUUUUCUUUGCCAUCUUCGGGCUGGUAUUUGAAGCCCUUGUCACCGCCGUUCCUGACUCGAACAAUACCUCUCAACGUACUUCGGUCAUCGCGCUUCUAGCGCUGAAAUAUCUAGUACAAGAGAAAUAUUGUGGGAAAGUUUUCAAUGAUGUGGUUGUUUUUGAGGAGCUCGUCAAUCUGUUCUAUCGUAUGGCGCUCACUGAACCCGCUAAUGUCCAGGUCCAGGUGGUAGAGACCAUCGCCAGCUUGGCACAAAGUCUUGCACAUAAACCAUAUAACGGCUUCUCAAAUGGCACAAAUACGCGAGAAUUGUUGGACUUACCUCAAGUACAUUGUAUGCGUAUAUGCGCGUACAUCCUCAGACGUGUAAUAGCAGGCCCUCGCAAUGGUGCUACUCAUGACGUCUCCACAUUUCCCGAUAAAAUCAAGCUUGUUAACGCCGCCUUUGAGGCGUUCAUGACAAUCGCCGACACGUUUGGCUCUGUCCAGAAAGAAGAAUUCAGGGCGGUAGCCAUCACACUAUACGGGGAACUACUGAAGGACGAGACUUAUGACGCGGACCUCAUUGGGCCAACGCUGCAAUCACUGAAGACUAUACUCGAUAAACCAAGCGAUGCCACCGGUGCGGAGAAAUAUGAGAGGGUAGUCCAUGGACUACUCUCGUCAUGCCUGGUCAACAUUGAUGAGAUGAGAGGGCGUCAAGGCGCUACAUCCUCGCGGAAGACCAAGACUAAUCUCCUCGCUGCGGUGCUCGUCCUAACAGUCAUCCCUCAGGCUGUGAAGAUCGGCAAAGCAAUCAUCGAGCACUGUUGUUUCCUUAUCUCGCAGAAGCUCGUCGAUCCUAGUGAAAUAUCAUUGACAGCAGCGCACUGCGCAAAGACGCUGAUUCUUGCUGCAAUAUCUGGCAACUCGGCCCUUGACCAAUGCGCGAGGUUGCUUCUCCCUGGCAUGAUUGAAUGUCUUGCGAAGAUAGCUGCCGCGGAUAAUAAUGCAUCGGACCAGCAGCUCGCGACUGUCGGAGAAAUCUUGAAGGCUUUCGCAGCAUUGUUCUCUUCGUUGCCAGAGGAACUACGUGCUCGAGCAUUAGGCGUCUUUAUGCCUGCGCUGAUUCUCCUUUUGGAUGCGACACGGCCCUCCCCAUCUGCUUCGCACUCGCAAAGUGUAGCGCAACUCUUAUCAUUUGCUGCCCAAUCGCCAGCUGCAUUCAAGGACGCCACCGGAAAGCUAAGUCCACAGAUGCGGGAGACUCUGGAGAGCUCUAUACGACAAGCUCUAGGAAACAAAGCCUCAACGGGCGAGGCACCAAAACCACAGAUUUCUCUGCGCUCGUUCUGA
Molecule: messenger RNA, 5961 nt
Organism: Fibroporia radiculosa
Lineage: Eukaryota; Fungi; Basidiomycota; Agaricomycetes; Polyporales; Fibroporiaceae
Exons: 20
Coding region: 1-5961 (1986 amino acids)
Biological process (GO): endocytosis; intracellular protein localization; retrograde transport, endosome to Golgi
Cellular component (GO): endocytic vesicle; Golgi apparatus; membrane
Source: RefSeq, a predicted model, not a curated record